GUUGAUAACAAUGGGUAUGGCUCUCAUCCUUUCUUCUUGAACCUGGAGACUGGAGGACCAGCAUCAAAUGCAAAUGCUCAUGGUGUCUUCUUGCUCAACAGCAAUGCCGGAGAGGUGGCCACUCAACCUGUUGGUUCUGGCGACAAUGGGGCUGUCACAUACCGGAUGAUUGGAGGAAUUUUGGACUUUUACAUUUUCUUAGGCCCAAGUCCUCUGUCAGUUGUUCAACAAUAUUCUGACGUUAUAGGUCGCCCAUACUUUCCGCCAUUUUGGUCUCUAGGCUACCAUAUUUGCAAGUAUGGAAUUAAUACUGAAGCAGACCUUCAGAAUUUGAUCAACAGAAAUCGCGCAGCACAGAUUCCAUAUGAUGUUCAGUGGGGUGACAUAGACUACAUGACUAGUCACAGAGACUGGACUUAUGACAAGGAUAGAUACGGAAAUUUGCCGAACAUCGUGAAGGACUUGCAUGACAAUAACCAGAGAUACAUCAUCAUGGCUGAUCCUGCUAUUUCAAGUGAGCAGCCGGCUGGAACCUACCCUCCUUACGAUGAUGGUGUUCAGAUGGAUAUCUUUGUGAAGAAUGAUGCAGGCAGUAUUUUGAUUGGCCAGGUCUGGCCAGGAAAAACUGCAUUUCCAGAUUUUUUUCAUCCUAAAGCUGUUGAUUAUUGGUACAAGCAAGCCAAGGAAUUUCAUAAUCAGAUACCAUACGAUGGCCUGUGGAUUGACAUGAAUGAGCCUUCCAACUUUGUGGAUGGAUCCGUCUCUGGAUGUACGAGUAAUGAACUGGACAAUCCUCCUUUUACUCCAGCAACAAUUGAUGGAGGGAAGCUCAUAUAUCAAACAAUCUGCCCUUCGGCUAAGCAUGUGAUCUCAACACACUACAACUUACACAACAUGUACGGCUGGUCUCAGUCUAAUGUCUCCAGAAGAACACUUGAUCUUCUCUAUGGCAACAAGAGAUCUCCAAUCAUUACCCGAUCCUCAUUUGCUGGCACUGGUAAAUUGGUUGGACAUUGGCUGGGCGACAAUUUUUCAACUUUCCCUGAUUUGUAUUAUUCUAUACCAGCUAUCCUCAACUUCAACCUGUUUGGCAUCCCUCAGAUUGGUGCAGACAUCUGUGGAUUCAAUGGAGUCACAACACCUGAACUCUGCACCCGCUGGCACCAGCUUAGUGCCUUUUAUCCAUUCAUGAGAAACCAUGCAGAUAUUAGUUCACCAUAUCAGGAUCCAGGAACUUUCCAGCUCCCAUUCAGAGAUUACAUGAAGACUGCCAUAGAGUUGAGAUACAGACUUCUGGCUGUGCUCUACACUGCCUUCUACAGGGCUCACACUCAAGGCUUGCCUAUUGUCAGGCCUCUCUUUUUCUUGUACCCAGGCACUGAGGCUAUUGACAAACAGUUCAUGUGGAAUGAUCAGCUUCUUGUGUCCCCUGUUUUAGACAAGGGAGCCUCAUCUGUCCAAGCCUUCAUCCCAGAUGAUGUGUACUAUGAUUUCUACACUGGAGCUUUGGUAGCACAACGGGGUCAGACUGUACAGUUGAAUGCUCCCAUUGAUUAUAUCAAUGUCCAUGUUCGUGGGGGAUCCAUUUUACCACUUCUGCCUGUUACCCAACGAACUAAUUUGUCACGGAAGGAAAAAUUCCAGCUGAUUGUUGCUGUAGCAGCAGAUGGCACUGCCAGUGGUGAACUGUUCUGGGAUGAUGGUGAAAGCAUCGACAGCGUUUCUGGAAAUAAAUAUUCUGACAUCACCUUCAGCCUGACAAAUUCUAACCACCUGACUAGUACUGUUGUCAAGGGAGGUUAUAACCCUCCAGAAGGAGUCAGACUUGCCACAGUGAUACUCUAUGGCAUUAACCAUAGCCCUGGGAGUGUCAGUGUCAAUGGGAAAGGUGCCACUUUCAACUAUGAUGCAAGUUUAAAGGUUGUGCAUGUGAACAACCUUGAUGUGGACUUGCUGACUCCGUUGUCUCUAGUACUGAACUGA
Molecule: messenger RNA, 1983 nt
Organism: Candidula unifasciata
Lineage: Eukaryota; Metazoa; Mollusca; Gastropoda; Stylommatophora; Geomitridae
Source: the annotation of a GenBank genome assembly